AUGGAUAAAGUGCAUCCCCUGAGUAGUCCAAUGAUCGUGAGAUCACUUGGUGUAAAUAAAGAUCCAUUUCGACCUCGUAUGUGUACUGAAGAACUAAUUGGUCUUGAAGUACCAUAUCUUAGUGCUAUUGGAGCACUAAUGUAUCUGGCUACUCAUACUAGACCUGAUAUAUCAUUUGCAGUAAAUUUAUUAGCGGGAUAUAGUUCUUCACCGACAAGGAGACAUUUGAAUGGAAUUAAACAUAUUUUUUGGUACCUUCAAGUAACUAUGGACAUGAGAUUAUAUUAUCCAUAUAUAUGUGAAGCCGAAUUGAUUGGGUACGCAGAUGCAGGGUAUUUAUCUGAUCCUCAUAAUGGUAUGUCUCAAACGGGUUACAUAUUCACAUAUGGUGGCACAGCUAUAUCUUGGAGAUCUAUGAAACAAUCAAUUACCGCCACAUCUUCAAACCAUUCCGAGAUCAUCGCUAUUUAUGAGACAAGUCGAGAAUGUGUAUGGUUGAGAUCAAUCAUUCAUUAUAUUCGAGAGUCAUGUGGCUUAUCUGUAAACAAGAAUUCUCCAACAAUUUUAUAUGAGGAUAAUGCAUCUUGCAUUGCACAAUUAAAGGGAGAAUAUAUUAAAGGCGAUAGAACGAAACACAUAUCACCAAAAUUCUUUUCACUCAUGAUCUCUAGAAGAAAGGUGAUAUUGAUGUUCAUCAAAUUAGUUUAUCAGAUAAUCUAG
This is a messenger RNA of Impatiens glandulifera, 720 nucleotides long. Its product is annotated as secreted RxLR effector protein 161-like. NCBI's taxonomy places the organism in Eukaryota, Viridiplantae, Streptophyta, Magnoliopsida, Ericales, Balsaminaceae. The record is from RefSeq and is a predicted model, not a curated record. Bases 1 to 720 code for a protein of 239 amino acids. The transcript has a single exon.